AUUCAGUGUCCUCCACCCCUCUCUGCCAAUCCCUCCACUGGCCUCCACUCAGUGCCCUCCACCCCUCUCUGCCGAUCCCUCCUCUGGCCUCCAUUCAGUGUCUUCCGCCCCUCUCUGCCGAUCCCUCCCCUGGCCUCCAUUCAGUGUCCUCCACCCCUCUCUGCCGAUCCCUCCUCUGGCCUCCAUUCAGUGUCCUCCACCCCUCUCUGCCAAUCCCUCCACUGGCCUCCAUUCAGUGUCCUCCACCCCUCUCUGCCAAUCCCUCCACUGGCCUCCACUCAGUGCCCUCCACCCCUCUCUGCCGAUCCCUCCUCUGGCCUCCAUUCAGUGUCCUUCGCCCCUCUCUGCCGAUCCUUGCACUGGCCUCCAUUCAGUGUCCUCCACCCUCUCCCGAUCCCUCUCUGGCCUCCAUUCAUGUCCUCCACCCCUCUCUGCCAAUCCCUCCACUGGCCUCCAUUCAGUGUCCUCCACCCCUCUCUGCCAAUCCCUCCACUGGCCUCCAUUCAGUGUCCUCCACCCCCUCUGCCAAUCCCUCCACUGGCCUCCACUCAGUGUCCUCCACUCCCCUCUGCCAAUCCCUCCACUGGCCUCCAUUCAGUGUCCUCCACCCCUCUCAAACUCUUCACUACAACAUACAAAGCCACCCACAACUCUGCCCCAAGCUCCCUUAAACCAUCUUCCCUGCUCCUUCCAGACCUCCUGAUCUCUGGCUCCUUUAUAAAGCUGUCCUCCAGGACUUCUCCAGAGCUUCUCCCAUCCUCUGGAACUCUAUUCUCUCCUCCUACCUACCUCCCGAUCUCCUCUCUGUUCUAUCCUCCUACCUACCUCCCAAUCUUCUCUCUGUUCUAUCCUCCUACCUACCUCCCGAUCUCCUCUCUGUUCUGUCCUCCUACCUACCUCCCGAUCUCCUCUCUGUUCUAUCCUCCUACCUACCUCCCGAUCUCCUCUCUGUUCUGUCCUCCUACCUACCUCCCGAUCUCCUAUCUGUUCUGUCCUCCUACCUACCUCCCGAUCUCC
Molecule: messenger RNA, 1017 nt
Organism: Staurois parvus
Lineage: Eukaryota; Metazoa; Chordata; Amphibia; Anura; Ranidae
Source: the annotation of a GenBank genome assembly